AGGAAUUAAUUUAUCUUCUUGAUUUCAUCUAGAUCUGGUUGCUAAUGCUUGUGAGGGAAAACUUUAGUUCUGUUGCUUCCCAUCUGUACUCCAAAAAGCAAGGUUCAUGUCUGAUCUCGACGAUCAGAUUCCUGCUUCCUUUGAUCCUUUUGCUGAGGCUAAUGCUGAUAAUGCUGGUGAUGGGUCAAAGGAGUACGUGCAAAUUCGUGUUCAGCAGCGUAAUGGGAGGAAAAGCCUGACAACUGCUCUGGGGCUGAAGAAAGAGUACAGUAAAUCUAAGAUCUUAAAAGACCUGAAGAAAGAAUUCUGCUGUAAUGGUACUGCUGUGGAGGAUCCAGAGCUUGGACAGGUCAUUCAACUCCAAGGUGAUCAGAGGAAGAAUGUCUCCACCUUUCUCAUUCAGGCUGGUAUUGUGAAGAAAUAGCAAAUCAAGAUUCAUC
Dendrobium catenatum is the source of this 440-nucleotide messenger RNA. Its product is annotated as protein translation factor SUI1 homolog 2-like. The transcript has a single exon. Gene Ontology annotation, molecular function: translation initiation factor activity; RNA binding. The coding region runs from base 107 to 424 and encodes 105 amino acids. Gene Ontology annotation, biological process: translational initiation. The record is from RefSeq and is a predicted model, not a curated record. Lineage: Eukaryota; Viridiplantae; Streptophyta; Magnoliopsida; Asparagales; Orchidaceae.